CGCGCUCCGCCUCUCGUCUUCAUCUCGCCGUCGGACGGAGCGUCGCGGGAACGGGUGGGAGACAAAGCAUUAAACUAAUGAAUGGGGGCAGAGAGAGCACAGGGCGGCCUGCUGAUAGUGAACGGCCCCUGAGCCCCAGCACAGCCACCUAGCUGCCAGGUGACCAUUUUGGCAAACAUGGAAGAGUCUCUUGGUUAUUAAAUAUACAGAAGAAGUUUGUGUUUCAGGCAAGCUUAUUUAUUGGAGUUCUGCAAAUGGCAAAAGUACUCAAGGAGUGAAACAUCAGAUGAUACUUCAACAUAGCAAGAUUAAAAGAAUGUCUGUAUGGACCAAACUGAUGACAACAUUCUGUUGAAAUCAGAUGACAAAAACCUACUGUCUUGUUUAUAAGCUUCCUAGAAUACUUUGUCAUUACUGGAAACUGAAAAGAAGGGCUCAAUAAUAAAAAUUUAACAUAAACUCGCAAUGGAAAAAAUAAGUACUAUAAAAGUAGAAGAUGACGACAACAUGGCUGGUGAAGUUGAUCAAGCGCAGCUCAAAAUGGAGACUGAUAGCAUCAAACAAGCUGAAAGCAGCGAUGAACAAGAAGACAAAGAACAACAUUGUGUAGAUACCUCACAUCCAUUAUCGAAUGAAAACGAGGACGAUUAUGGUGUCCUUUUUUCACAGUAUACCACCACCCUGUAUGAUGCAGCGAUGGAGGCUGUUACACAGAGUAUAAUUACAAACAAAAAUAUAAGUAACCGAAAGAAGUCCCCAGCUUGGAAUCAUUUCUUUAUUUCACCUCGGGACAGUACCAAAGCUAUAUGCAUGUACUGUAUGAAAGAGUUUAGCAGAGGCAAGAAUGAAAAAGAUCUUAGUACCAGUUGUUUAAUGAGACAUGUAAGGAGAGCACACCCUAGAGUUCUUGUCUCUGAAAAUGGAAAUCUGCCAAGCAUAUCCACAUACUCUCCUCCUACCUUAGUACUACCUCUGCAGCCUCCUGAUGUUGUGGAUACCAGUGCAACCCCAACAAAAACGAGGAAACUCAAAAUAUCUCCUCCAGAAAAAAUUGUGGAGGAACCUUUAUCUGUGCUUUCUUCUGAUGAAAUCUCCUCAGACUUAUCAAUAUCUGAUAAAAAUGCCAGAGAAGAUGUUACAGUGUCCCCUACAUCUUUACCAAAUAAUCAGAGUGAUGAAGCUGUUGAAAAUGUCACAGAAAAGCAAAUGUCAAUUCAAAAAACCUCAUCUGGUUCUAGGAGGAGGUCUGCUGUUUGGAAACACUUUUAUUUGUCUCCACUGGAUAAUUCUAAAGCCGUUUGUAUCCACUGCAUGAAUGAAUUUAGUCGUGGAAAGAAUGGAAAAGAUCUUGGUACCAGCUGUCUGAUAAGGCACAUGUGGAGAGCCCAUCGGUCCAUUGUUUUGCAAGAGAACAGUGGUGGCACUAGCUUACCACCUCCAUAUUCAAUUCCUCCUACACUGUUGCCGUCCCUCUUAUCAACAGAUAGUGAAGUCCUUUCCACUACAGUUUCUCCAGGAAAAAAUGGGAAGGAAACCACGUCUUUACCCUCCUCACCUGAAAGAGUUUCAGAAGACAUGCAGUGCAGUGUCCCUAAUGGGGAAUUGGCGAUUGACAAUGGAACAGCAGUUUUGCAUUCUUCAGAAAAUAUUUGUGAAGCUUCAGUAUCUUCCCCAGAAAAAGCUAGUGAUGGUCACAAAUCAUUAGCACAUGACUCUCCCCUUUUCUUUCAGCAAAGUAAGAAGGCAAUAAAAAGAUUAAAGUCUGAGGUUUGGCAUCAUUUUACGUUAUCGCCUACAGACAACCUUAAAGCUGUUUGUAGAUAUUGUAAUUGCAUGAUCAGCAGAGGUAAAAAAGGGGAUUUAGGAACUAGUUGCUUAAUGCGGCAUCUUUACAGGAGACAUCCAGAAAUUGUUUUAAACCAAAAAACCUUUGACGUCAGUCUUGCAAAUUCUCCCUAUGCUACCUUGGCAUCUGCUGAAUGCUCAUCCUCAAAAGUUAUUGAACUCUCAACUGCUGCACCUCAUGAUACUCAUAUAGUUUUUCCUUCAAACAGCAAAAAGACCUCAAAACUGUGGAAUCACUUCUCAAUUUGUUCUGCAGAUUCAACUAAAGUCAUAUGUAUGCACUGUGGGCGCACAAUAAGCAGAGGGAAAAAGCCAACAAAUUUAGGCACCAGUUGUCUUCUGAGGCAUCUGCAAAGAUUUCACAGCAACGUGUUGCAGAACAAUUGUGUUUCGGAAGCCUUACCAUCUGCAGAUGUACACAUGCCAGUUAAUGCUGCUUUAGCAGCCUCCUCUUUUGAUGAAACCAAUGAUAAAUUCAGUGACUCUCAUCCUGUUGCCAAAAAAAUCACAAGUCUUGUAGCUGAAAUGAUUGCACUUGAUCUUCAACCAUACUCUUUUGUAGAUAAUGUUGGUUUUAAUAGACUUCUUGAAUACCUGCAACCUCAAUACUCUUUACCAUCUCCAACAUAUUUUUCUAGGACAGCAAUCCCAGAUAUGUAUGAAAAUGUGAAGCACAUAAUUGUCUCCCACCUGAAAGAAGCUGAAAGUGGCGUGAUACACUUUACUGCAGGAAUCUGGAUGAGCAGCCAGACACGGGAAUACUUAACACUUACUGCACACUGGGUUACAUUUGACUCUUCAUUUAAGCCACACAGCGAAGACUACCACUGUUCUGCACUUCUACACGUCUCUCAGAUUGAUUGUGAUUAUAAUGGCCUGAGUGUUCUAAAGCAUCUUGAAUACUUGUGGGAAUCCUGGAUAACCUCAUACGGCCUUCAGAUAGGCAUCACUGUAACUGAUAAUCAUAGCAUAGGAAAAACCCUAAAUGAAAGUGAUCAUUCGAGUGUCGACUGUUUUGGGCACACGGUUGACUUGAUUGUAAAUGAAGCUAUAAAGAGUCAAAGAAUGGUUCAAAACCUUCUGAGCAUUGCGCGAAAGAUUUGUGAACGUGUUCACCGAUCUACAAAAGCAAAGGAAAAAUUGGCAGAAUUGCAAAAAGAAUAUGGAUUGCCUCAGCAUCAGUUAAUUCAAGAUGUCCCUUCAAAGUGGAAUACUUCAUUUCACAUGUUAGAACGUUUAAUUGAGCAGAAAAGAGCCAUUGAUGAGAUGUCAAUAGAGUGCAACUUCAGGGAGUUAAUAAGUUGUGAUCAGUGGGAGGUAAUACAAUCUGUGUGCCAUGCCUUAAAACCUUUCGAGGCUGCCAGUAAAGAAAUGAGCAUGCACACGGCUACUUUAAGUCAGGUAAUUCCAAUGAUCCACAUUCUAAAUCGGAAGAUUGAAAUGUUGUUUGAGGAAACAAUGGGCAUAGAUACCAUGCUCAAGUCUCUGAAAGAGGCUAUGGUUUGUCGCCUGUCAUCAACGCUUCAUGAUCCAAGAUACAUUUUUGCUACUCUUUUGGACCCUCGAUACAAAGCAUCCUUAUUUUCUGAAGAAGAAGCUGAGGAAUAUAAACAUGGAUUAAUCAGUGAACUGGAAAUACUAAAUUCUACCUCAGAUGAUACACUUGUUAUCAACGGGUGUAACAAGCAUUCACCACCCAACCAUAAGGACGACAAUAUCUGGUCACUUAUGGCCAAUAUAAAAAAAUCUAAGAAUUUAAAAGAGAAAUUACCUGAAGAUAUUGUGUUUGCUUAUUUAGAAGAGGAAGUCCUUGAACAUAACUGUGAUCCACUAACAUAUUGGAACUUGAAAAAAUCAUCUUGGCCAGUUUUGUCAAAAUUGGCAGUCCGUUUUCUUGGCUGUCCACCAAGUGUUAUUCCUUCCGAAAAACUCUUUAACACCUCAAAUGACAGUGGCAAUUUUAAUCAGUCUAGGUUAAUGAUGGAACACUUUGAGCAGCUAAUAUUUCUAAAGGCUAACCUCCCAUUGAUUUACUUUCAGUAUUGAAAAUAGUCAGGUAAAACUUCACGUUGCUUACUGAAAAACUGAAUUUUGUAUGUACGGUAAAUUGCUCCUGUUGGGGCCAUGUAUGACAUUUUAAAAAGUGACUGUAGUUUUCUAUUGUGUCACAAUGUUUUGCUUUAAAUCUUGUCUUCAUGUGCCUUACUCAGUUCUUCAGGCAGCCAGACCUUGUAUAAUUUUUUCUUCCAUCACUUUACAAAAGGUAGUCUUGUCAUAUCUAGGAAAUUCAGUUUGUCUUAAAAACUGUAAAUAUAUAUGUUAAAGUGAAUACAUUUUGUUAUAGACUGGGGAGAAAAGAUGUAAACUAUUUUUUAUUCUGUAGUUUUACUUCAAGUAUGUACAAAAUGGAAAGGUACUGUAUUUUAGUCAUCAUUCUUUAGUUUUUUUUUUUUUUUUAAGGUUUUUAUGUGUGAUUUAUGAUUUAAGCGGCAUUUGUUUUUUCAUUAUAGGUGCUAAUUUAUUGUAGUCUGUAGCAGCUGUUUGCGUUUUUAUAGAUUAGUAAACUUCCGUAAUAUUGGAAUAAUUUUACACUGGUUCCUAAGGCUCCAUCCCAUUGGCCCUAUCAGUCUUGUUAUGUAAUAGAGAAAUAAUGUUUACAGUUUUCUGUCUUUAGUCUCUUGUGCAUUAUUUAGUCUGUUACACAAAUGCCAUAGUAAAUAACAGCAGCAAUUUGUGGAGCACACCGUGUAGGAAAUGGGAUUAUUUGAUAUUAAGAUUAUUCGAUUAGGAAAUUUGUAACUACUAAACUAGUUAUUGUAAACUAACUUUUAAUGCUGUGCCAUUGGCUAACUCGCAGAAACUUAUUUCUGCACACAAAACAUAUCAAGCACCUGAGACACUCCUUUUAUACAUAUUUUAUUCAUUUUUUUUUCCUUUCAUAUUAUGUAAAUGUUGCGGUUUGUACAUACGGGUGAUAAAUCAACUGUUUUAUUUUCUAAAACUACUUUUCCACUUUAAAUCUACAAAUCUAAAUGAGCGAUUCUUUGCUACCCUUGGAUUUGAGUUUCACUGGUCUCCAUUUUUUUGCUGUAAUUUUGUUUGUUGCUGUAUAAUAUAUUACAUCUUAAUUGUAAUUUUUGUUCAUAAUGUACUGGUCAGUCCUAAUUUUUUUUACAUCAAUGUAUUAGUGUAUUUAUAAAUGGUCAACAGAUGUUUCUGAAAUUAAACCAUUAUUUACAGCAUUUGUCUAAUUUAUAGUAACUUUUUUUUUCUAUUCUGUAACUCGUCUCUCUGUAGGCUUUGUAUUUUUCUAACCACAUGUUUGCUGGCUUCUCCAAGGGUGCGAUGUGUUUUCUUAGAAGUUCCAGGUAG
This is a messenger RNA of Hyla sarda, 5217 nucleotides long. It is a transcript of the gene ZBED4, whose product is annotated as zinc finger BED-type containing 4. The record is from RefSeq and is a predicted model, not a curated record. Gene Ontology annotation, molecular function: DNA binding; protein dimerization activity. Lineage: Eukaryota; Metazoa; Chordata; Amphibia; Anura; Hylidae. The coding region runs from base 466 to 3891 and encodes 1141 amino acids. The transcript has 3 exons.